CCCGUGCCCCCGCUCCCCCGGCAGCCCUGGAGCCAAUGCAGCGCGCUGCAUGAGCGGCCGAUUUGCAUCGGAGGGAUAAGGGGAAGCCCCAGGAAACGCAUGGCCCAGGCAUUAAUCAAAUCUACCUCUAAUAAUAAACCUCCCGAGCAAUGCGCGGGCUCGGAGCGCGCAGUGCGAUGGCAGGAGCCGAGGGGGAGUAGCCGCCGUGCCAGAGCCACGCCCAUGGAUGGGACGCACCUGGGCUGUGAUGCCAUGAACAACUGCACCGACCAGCAGUACUGGGACGCCCUCGUCUGCCAGUGCAUCCCCUGCAGCCUCAUAUGCGGCCGGUCCGCGGUGAGGAGGUGUGCUGCCCUGUGCGAGUCCAUGGUUUGCAACAGGAAAGCCGGCUUCUACUACGACAAGCUCCUGAAAAAAUGCAUCAACUGUGCCACGGUCUGCGGGCAGCACCCGAAGCAGUGCGACCCCUCCUGCGGAUCAGGUGCCCUGGUCACCACCCCCCCUCCGCCGGCCGCCCUGGUCACAGCGCUGCCUCCCGCGGCCGCGGUGGAGCAGAAGGCGUGCGCGGAGCAGGAGCCGUGGCUGGUGGUUUACCUGCUGCUGGGGCUCUGCCUCUGCGCCCUCAUCUGCUCCCUCUUCCUGGGCUGGACACACCUGCGGAGGAAAGGAGAGGUGGGAUCCUGCCAGGCCAGCGCCGGGACCUGCCACCGCAGGGAGGACUCCUCCAAGGAUCGCCUGGUGGAAGCGGGCAGCGUUGGUGAUGGAUCCACCGGCAGCAGGGUCCCCGAGCCAGUGGAAACCUGUGGCUUCUGCUUCCCCGGACACGGCUCGGCUGUACAGGAGAGCAAAGCGCACCACAGCCCCUCCUGCCACCCGGGGGAGAGGGCCGCGGCCGCUCACACCGGGGUGUGCAGCACGGGAAGCGCUGGGGCGAUUCCCAGCCCUGACGACGGCCAUUUUAAGAUCAUUUGCUCUCCUUCACAAGAGAAGACGCCCAUGGCGUGACUGCAGUGAAUGCUCCUGCAUGAAAGGAGGGCUGCCCCCUCUGCCCCCAAAACACGGCUGCUUCUCCCUCCGAUCCCAGCCCCAGCUCCUGCCAGGGCAGGUGGACACAGCUCAGCCUCGUCCCAGGGGCUGUAGGUCACGGACAGUGCCAUUCUCUUCUUGGAAACCCAAACUCUCCUUGUUCCAGUGAUGGACGUUUCUCCCCAUUCAGCCAUGCCUCCGUGCUCUGACCUGACCUCCGCAGACAACUCCGUACUUCCCGGCCCUUGGGACUGGAGGCCUGCGGGGGCUUCUCAGCCCGGUUCCUCCACCAGCAUUGCUUUGCCCCUGCGAAGGGCACCGAUGCCUGUGGCAAGAGCCAGGCCCCCACCUUUCCGUUUGAAAACUCUGCCUUGCACCACAAGUGGUUUCCAAGCAGAGCUGUGCUCGUCUGGGACAUGCUCAAUGGACUGAAAGCAGAUGCAGCGGUGGUGCCAUGCGCCAUUUCAAGAAUUAGCCAGGUAGCAACACCUCGCACAGAGCCCAGGUGUGACAGAGCAGCCUGGCCUCAAUCCAUCGCCCCUGGGCUGCGGGCUGGGUGCCUGCCUCACCCACCGAGAGGUCUCCUCUCCUCAGGACUACGGCGAGUUUUCCAGAUAAUUAUUUCAAAGCAUUUUAAAGCGUCUCGGACCUUUCAGACAAAGCUGUGGCCUGGCCUACUCCAGCCUCCCAGGGCUGGGGCACGGACUCAGACCCAGACAUUCCUCACAAACAUUGUGAAGACUGUUGAAGGCCAUUGCCAUGCUCCCAAGAGCAGCACAUUUGCUGACUUCAACAAAGUUCCUUUACAGCAAGAGCAUUCAGUGUAUGAGCUCCGCAGGCAGCUUUCAACGCUGCUUUGAGAGGAGGAAAGGACACGGGGCAGCGAGGCUUUGCCUUACACCAGGAUAUGACGCUGCAUGACAGGAGCUCUGGAGGCACCAAAAUGACCGUUGGAAUUGGGUUUAGAUGUGAAAAAUCAUCCAAAGCCAAGAACUUUCUGGAAGACUUGAUACUUUGAUGCACUCCUGGUCUGGAUUACCUGAAAUAACCGGUAACGGUGAGGGGCUGUGAUGUGGCAGAUUUGAGGAAAGGUUUUUGUUUGACCUGUAUUUGAAAGCUACUAUGGAAAAAUGUGGGUUUCAACAUGUAAUGUCAAGUUCUCAUUCUCAUUAAAAGAGAGCGUAGGAAUGUU
This is a messenger RNA of Oxyura jamaicensis (ruddy duck), 2218 nucleotides long. It is a transcript of the gene TNFRSF13B, whose product is annotated as TNF receptor superfamily member 13B. Gene Ontology annotation, cellular component: plasma membrane. The transcript has 5 exons. Bases 100 to 1005 code for a protein of 301 amino acids. NCBI's taxonomy places the organism in Eukaryota, Metazoa, Chordata, Aves, Anseriformes, Anatidae. The record is from RefSeq and is a predicted model, not a curated record.